Salvia miltiorrhiza (redroot sage) is the source of this 1791-nucleotide messenger RNA. Its product is annotated as probable plastid-lipid-associated protein 11, chloroplastic. The transcript is spliced from 4 exons. Bases 56 to 700 code for a protein of 214 amino acids. Lineage: Eukaryota; Viridiplantae; Streptophyta; Magnoliopsida; Lamiales; Lamiaceae. The record is from RefSeq and is a predicted model, not a curated record.
AUAUAUCUAGUAUUUAUUAUUUUGGAUAAUUGAGAUAUUUUUUCUUCUAAGAAGCAUGGCGACCACCUGCAUUUUCCUUCCCUCCACUCCCAACUUCUCCCAUUCCUCAAGCAGGAGCACCUCCGCCGUGACCCGCUCGUCCCUCACAGACCAGUCCCAGUCCCCCGCCGCCGCGGCCAAGCGUCGCCUCCUCAGCCUCAUCUCCGGCCAAGAGCGCGGCCUCAAGACGCAAUCCAAUCCCCAGAUGCUUUCCCAAAUAGUCGACGCCAUCGACUCCCUGGCCGCCGUCGGGCUCGGUAGCGUCACCACAGACGAAUCGUUGUCGGCCACGUGGCGCAUGCUCUGGACCACAGAGAAGGAGCAGCUCUUCAUUAUUAAAAACGCACCGAUUUUCGGCAGCGCCGCCGGCGAUGUGCUGCAGGUGAUCGAUGUGGAGAAGAAGACUCUCAACAACGUCAUCACGUUUCCUCCCGACGGAGUCUUCUUCGUUCGGUCCGAUAUUCAGGUUGCUUCGGCUCAAAGAGUCAAUUUCCAAUUUACAAGUGCAGUUCUGCGGGGUAAGGGUUGGGAGUUUCCUCUGCCUCCGUUUGGUCAGGGUUGGUUUGAAUCAUUAUACAUUGAUGAUGAAAUUCGGGUGGUGAAAGACAUCAGAAAAGAUUAUUUAGUUGUUGAGCGUGCUCCCUAUUCUUGGAAAGAAUGAUCGUGAGAGACUGCUACAUCUCUGUCCAGUUCCAAACUUAUGAAGAUGCACAAAUUAUUUUAAGAUGGAAAAGAAGGAAGGUCUCCUGGGAUUCGCUCUAUUGCUGGACCUACAUCUCAGUUGCACAGGCCCAAGCAUGGUUUGAAUUUUGAAACUUGCCUUUCUAAAAUCUUAUCUGCUAUAUAUGGUCUAUGAUUGCAUAUCUAGGCAGUUACAGGAAGCUCCCACUACAUAUAACAUUUAAAUAUUUUGUGUGGCUCACAUGGUUGCUAUCAUGCCACCCUGUGAAAUAAUGUUAGCAUUUCAGUAGUUUUACUUUUCAGGGUUAAUCAUGCUUUGUAUCCCCAACUUUUAACAUUUUCUACAAAAUACCCGUAAUUUUCAUUUUCUCUUCAAAAUCUCGUAACUUUCAGCAUCUUGCACAAAAUGUUCCAAACUUUUCGUUUUCUAUAUAUUAAAUCAUUAAUUCCUAACUUUCAAUGUUUUUAAAAAAUGUCCCAUGAUACAAAAAUUCGACGAUGGAAUGAUGAGCCACCACCAUAUUUUUAGUUGGAACGACAUUGAUUUAUUGGGUGAGGUGGAAAAAAAAUAUCUCACCUACAAAUUUGGCAAAAUAACUCAUCAUUCUGUUGUGUGCUGUCGCAUUUUAUAUAGUGAGAUAUUUUUUCGAAAACGAAAAAAAACUGGGGGUAUUUUGAUAAAAAACGAAAGUUGGAGAUAUAUUUUGAAAAACGCUGAAAAUAAGUGAAAGUUGGGGAUUUUGAAGAGAAAAUAAAAAUUGAGACUAUUGAAACACACUAAAAGUUGAAGAUACAAAAUAUACUUAACUCUACAUUUAAUUAAUUUGUACAAAGUCAUUAAUUCAUCAGCUCUUGUUCCUUGGUUUUAGGAAAGUGGAUAUACAUCAAUUAAAACACAGCUAGCUCAAAAGCAGUUGCAGAGCUAUGUGGUCAUGCGUAUCUAUUUCCUGAUUUAACUCUUUGACAUAACAUUCAAGGAGCCUUUACUUUUAAGAACUAGGCUUGAUAUAUAUGUAACUUUGGGAUAUUUAAAUGCCUUUGAUUAUUUCUAUCAUUUGAGAUAGUUUUGCU